Molecule: messenger RNA, 1203 nt
Organism: Hyphopichia burtonii NRRL Y-1933
Lineage: Eukaryota; Fungi; Ascomycota; Pichiomycetes; Serinales; Debaryomycetaceae
Exons: 1
Biological process (GO): vacuolar transport
Source: RefSeq, a predicted model, not a curated record
AUAGAACAGUUCAUAAGGUCUGAUACCUAUUUCACUAAAACACGUAUAAGUUCUUUAUAUUCUGAUUUUAACCGGCUUAAAAUCUUGAAUCCAGACGGGUAUGAAGCUAAUCUUAAUGCUUGGUUACAUCUAUUUCUUUCUUUACUAGAAAGCAGGUCUUUAAUGAAAUAUGAAGAGUCAGUUCAAACAUCCCUUUCAAUGCCCACUCGAAAUCCAAAUUUGGAUCAGCUUUUGGCGUUGCCGGUGUUGGGUAAGCCACGUAGUUUGGGACUAGUUCUUAAAGAACUUGUUGAAAGAAAACAGUUGAUCCCAGUAUCUGAAUAUAAAGCUUACGAUAAAUCUUUUGAGCAGUACUUUGGCAGCCAGGGUUCAUUGGUCGACUAUGUUUCCCCUACUAAAUGGUUGAGCUGGGGGUUGAUGUCAUUGGGACUACUGAACGAAUUUACCCCCAUGUUGAAAGAUGGUACUUUGAAAGCAGACUAUUACUUUUCCUGGGAGAAAUUUGUUUCGGUUGCUGACGGUUUAUUCAAGAAAUUGAAGGAACAUGUACAUGAUGGAAGCUAUAGCAGUCUAGUAUAUGAUAAAUUAGAACUACUAGAAGUUAUUCAAUCGAAUAUUGAUUCACAAAUUACCCCAUUUGAUUUAGAUCUUUUGCUUAUAUAUUACUCUAGAGAUAAAAAGCACUUAUUAAUCCUGAAAGUUGAAGACCGUAUUUAUAUUAAGUUUAAUUCUAUACAGUUUGGUAAUGCAGUUGAUAUAUCAGAGGCCGAUAUUGGAAUAUCAAACUUGAAAUCAAAUAUUGCCCAGUUAGAAAAGAGAAAUGAUCAAUUGUCUCGUGAGCUAGAUGAUAAGAUCCCCCAAUCCGUUCAAUCAUUAAUUUCCAAACCUGAUUCUCUGGAAAGAAUCAAGAAAAUACUUAUUAAUAAAAAGACCAUAUCCAAAUCUUUAUCCAAAUCUCAAGAUAUUGUAAAUCAACUUAAUUCAAUUUUACUCAAAAUUGAUGAUGCUACUUUAAAUUCUCAAAUCUUGCAAAUUUAUAAAACUAGUAUAAAAACCUUAUCCAGUUUAAAUAAAGUCGAUCUUGAUGAAGUUGAAAAUAUUAAAAGUGAUUUGGAUGAUGAAAUAAGAAAUGUUGACGAAGUCUCUAAUAGACUUAAUGAGGAUAAUGCUUAUGAUGACGAAAUUGAAGAAGAAUACGAAAGA